AUGUCUCAACGCGACUCAGCUUCGCCACAUCCGCAGGCCUCGCCGGGGAUGGCCAAGCAGGAGCCCGUGCUGUUGCCCGGCCGGGAAAAGUCGCCGCCCCAGCAGCUCCAGUUCCACCAGGAGUUCCCCAACAACAGUUUCAAGCGCACUUCCACGUCGGCCAUGACGCCACCAAUCUCCAAAAAGCCGAAAAUGGCGCCGCAGACCUUCAACAACUACAAUGCGUCUAACUAUGGCCAGUUCCAGGCGUCACCCAUGAACUCGGGCGCAAAUACACCCAUUCCACAGCAACAAAACAUGCCGCAGAACCAACAGACACAGAACCAACAACAGGGAGGCCCCGGCGGACAGGGACCCGGACAACCACUCGAUCCUGAUCAGCUCAGUGACGUCAUUUCGGCGGUGGGUCUUGAUCUCAAGCAGGAGGAGGCGCUGUUGCAACAGGGAGUGCCCCAGGCCGGCUACGGCAUGCAGCAGCAGCAAUACGGAUACAGACAGCAGGGACACGCGCUGCUGGACCAGAAACGGGUGGCGUACACGGUCCGACAGCUAAGCCAGGAAGCUGGCCUGCGAUUCAACAGUGAUAGAGCCGGAGAAACGGCUUUGCUCAUCUCGCACGCCUGUGAGGAGUGGCUCAACCAGAUUCUGACUCAGGCGCUGGUUCUGUCGCGACAUAGACGGCGAUCGAGAAACUCGGUGCACAGUAGCCUGUCACGUGCGCUCAAGGGUAUCGCUGUCAAAGACAAGGAGCGGGAGGACAAGCGAGCAGAGCGCAAGAACCUGCUGGGUCUGGAUCACGCGGAACCCGAGUCUGCAGCCAACCCCGAGGACCAGCAGCACAAGGCUGCCAACAUGACGGCCGCCAUGAUGUCUUCGGGCAAAAAGAAGUACUCGUGGAUGGCAGGAGGCGUGGGAGCCAGUGCUGGAGGAAUGCGAAUGGGCCAGACAGGCGGAGGCAGAGGCGACUCGGCGAUAAAGACACGAGAAGCCAAGGAAGAACCCGGAGUGGCCCUCAGAGAUUUGCUGGGAGCCCUAGAGAAGGAGAGAGCAGGAGUGGAAAAGGCCAUCGUGAAGGGCUAUGCCAAGUUGAGAAAUUAA
Yarrowia lipolytica CLIB122 is the source of this 1098-nucleotide messenger RNA. RefSeq lists its product as uncharacterized. The record is from RefSeq and is a predicted model, not a curated record. Lineage: Eukaryota; Fungi; Ascomycota; Dipodascomycetes; Dipodascales. Gene Ontology annotation, molecular function: RNA polymerase II general transcription initiation factor activity; DNA binding. Gene Ontology annotation, biological process: transcription initiation at RNA polymerase II promoter. Gene Ontology annotation, cellular component: transcription factor TFIID complex.